AUUGGUGGUGGUGGACGAAGGCCGCCUGGUCUUCUUCGCAAAAAAAAGUCGUCAUCAAGCAUCACGAGUGUGAUAAUGUCGGACAACAGUGCAAAAGAAGAUGCCCUUUUGGAUGUGAUUUUCAACCCUUUAAUGCCGGCUGGUGGUGAAAUACCACACGUCAGCCAGGCCGAUGAGACACAAGAUGAUGAUGAUAACGAAGCUUCUAACGAGGCCAAAGAGUUGGAGCUUCAAGGAGUUCACAGCGCAGAAGCAGGAGACGUGAAUUCAGCCAUUGAUUUCUUCAAUAAGGCUGUCCAGGUUGCACCACAGAGGGCGUCCUGCUACAAUAACCGAGCCCAGGCCUUACGUCUGAAGGGGGACGUAAUUGGAGCUUUGGAUGAUCUGGACCAUGCCAUUGAGCUCAGCAGGGAUCACGGUAAAGCCGCCUGCCAGGCUUACACCCAGCGAGCCCUCAUCAAUCGACUGGAGGGACACAACGACGAAGCCCUCAACGACUUCAAGAUGGCUGCAAGUCUAGGGAGUUCGUUCGCCAAGUCACAGGUCGUCAGGAUGAAUCCUUACGCUGCCAUGUGUAACCAGAUGCUCACGGAUGUCAUUGGACGCUUGAAGGCAGGGGAGUAUCAAGAUGGCAGUGAUGAACCCCUGAACUAACUCCCGUGGCUGACCUGAAUCCUCCAAAAUCCACCAUUGUUCAAGAACUCACUGCAACAAUCUAUUUAUGGACUUUUCAAAAGGGGAAUCAGUCCCCACAUUAUCUUGCAAAACCCUCCUGGUCAAUUUUGACAAAUCUGGGAGCAUCGGGUUUAUGGUUUUUCUGCAGGGUGUGAGUGGGAUUAAAACAUUUAAGUCUUAGUCUUCAUACUUUCUGAAAUAUUCAGUGUUCAUAACACUUCAAAUUUACACAGAAACUUGUUGGAUGGCAAAUUUUCAAUGUUCUAGUGCUAAUCAAACCACACAACCUAUGAAUGUUCAAUGGAGAUAAUAUACGUCUGGUGUUUUAUUUCUUCUUCCACAUCUGUUGGAUGUUUUAAAUGUGUAAUUUGUACAAUAAAAUAAUUAUUAAGCCAAUAAUACAAGUCUGACUUUGAAUUUUAUUAAAUUGUAAGAUCUAAAACAACGACAAAUUCAAUGUUUAUAGUUUUAUGUUUAUGUUAGACAUUGGUGUGGGGAGUGUUAUGGUUUGUUUUGACAUAUAUUCAUAUCUAAAUACUUUUUUUGAUGUGGGAUAUAUUUCAACACAAAAGACAUAUUUCAGCCAAAGCAAAGCUACUGCUAGGGUUUCACUACUUUCACAAAGUAAAACCAAGUCUUGUUUAACAUAGCAAAGUGUUUUCUGACAGACUCUGAACACCUAAAUUGUAUUAAAAUUGUUCGUUGAGUUUAUGGAUUGGAGUCUAGUACAUGUACAUGUAUCUUCAAUGCAUGAAGUAUUUUGAGGUUUUCUUGAAACCUUUCAAGUUUUAAACAACAUUCACAAUAGUAUUUAUGUUUGCCUUUAUUUCAUUUCCAUUGUAAAAUAUAUACAUGUAUUUAUUCUAAGCAAUAAAAACCACUUGG
This is a messenger RNA of Patiria miniata (bat star), 1560 nucleotides long. It is a transcript of the gene ttc36, whose product is annotated as tetratricopeptide repeat protein 36-like. Gene Ontology annotation, biological process: cilium assembly. The record is from RefSeq and is a predicted model, not a curated record. NCBI's taxonomy places the organism in Eukaryota, Metazoa, Echinodermata, Asteroidea, Valvatida, Asterinidae. Gene Ontology annotation, molecular function: protein binding. The transcript is spliced from 3 exons. Bases 76 to 654 code for a protein of 192 amino acids.